UCGAGACAGCAAACCUCCGAGGCUCCGACUUCUGAACCAAAAACCCUAGCAUCGUGGUGUCGUGGAGAGCGGAGACAGUCUCCUUCUUAAGGUUUUGCCGUCCUUGUCACAGCUCGUCGCGUAGUACGCCACUGCCCGCUGCAACUCCCCUCCCUAAUCUUUUCUCGUCACUAUUCUUUAACUGGCGGUGGGUAGGUAAAAGUCACCUACUAAGUCUCGUCUGGGCAUGGAGCAAAGUGAGCGAGCGGCGGAGAAGCCUCUAUUCAAUCUUCCCCAAAUAUAAAUAAAAGGCUACGUAGAGAGUAUGUUACCCAACUCAAAGUAGUCGUGAGCUGCGAGUAAGAUGAGCUUGUUAUGAACAAACUGAAGCAAGUUCACGCCCACGCCCUCAGGAAUGGUAUAGACAACACCAAAUUCCUCAUUGUUAAACUUCUCGAAAUCCCCAAUAUCUCCUAUGCUCAGGCCCUGUUCGACCUUAUUCCCCAUCCAACCGCGUUUCUCUUCAACAAGCUCAUUCAAGCCUACUCCUCUCAUGGCCCUCACCAUCGGUGCCUCUCCCUCUACUCUCAAAUGCGCCUCCAACGCUGCCCACUGAACCAAUACUCCUUCACGUUCCUGUUUGCCGCAUGUGCUGCCAUCCCCAGCCUCCAGCAUGGGCGAAAGCUCCAUACCCAGUUCCUCAAGUUUGGUUUGGAUUUUGACCCAUUUGCCUUGACGGCUUUACUGGAUAUGUAUGCGAAGUCAGGCUUGCUGGCCUCUGCGCGCCAAGUGUUUGAUGGGAUGAUUGAGAGAGACAUACCCUCAUGGAACUCGAUGAUAGCGGGUUAYGCUAGGUGCGGGAAGUUUGCAGAAGCAAGAGAGUUGUUUGAAUUAAUGCCUUUAAGGAAUGUAGCUACUUGGACGGCUUUGAUUUCUGGGUAUUCCCAGAAUGAACGGUACGAAGAGGCUCUUGAGGUGUUCAUGGAGAUGAAGAAUAUGGAGGAGGCGAAGCCAAAUGUGCAGACCUUAGCUAGUGUCCUCCCAGCAUGUGCAAAUCUCGGGGCGUUGGAGAUGGGUAAGAAGAUCGAAGCAUAUGCUAGAGAGAACGGGUUCUUGAGAAAUGUGUUUGUCAGCAAUGCUUUGUUGGAGAUGUACGCAAAGUGUGGGAAGAUUGAUACAGCAAGAAGGGUGUUUGAUGAAAUUGGUAGUGAGAGGAAUUUGUGUUCAUGGAAUUCGAUGGUCAAAGGAUUGGCUGUCCAUGGCAGGUGGAAAGAGGGAUUAGCACUUUUCCAUGAAAUGCUGACAGGAGGGGUUGUACCAGAUGACAUCACAUUCGUAGGUGUUCUUCAGGCAUGCAGUCACGGUGGCCUGGUUUCUGAAGGCUGGCGACUCUUUGAAUUGAUGCAGAAAGACUUCUCCAUCGCUCCAAAACUAGAACAUUAUGGAUGUAUGAUUGAUCUCCUGAGCCGAGCCGGAGAGCUGAGUGAAGCCUAUUCUCUCAUAAAGAGCAUGCCCAUGAAGCCUGACUCGGUGGCAUGGGGAGCUCUUUUAGGGGCUUGCAGUUUCUACGGUGAUGUAGAACUGGCUGAGAAAGCAGCCAACUCCCUCUUUGAGCUCGAGCCGUGGAAUCCCGGGAACUACGUGAUUCUCUCCAACGUAUAUGCAUUAGCAGGCCAAUGGGACGGUGUUGCAAAGGUGCGGAAGCUUAUGAAAAGCAAUCAAGUUACAAAGUUGGCAGGAUAUAGCCUCAUUGAGGCAGGGGGCCACAUGCACAAGUUUAUUGUGGAGGAUAGAUCUCACCCAAGAUCUACUGAGAUCUAUGUGCUUUUGGAUGAAAUUUCGUCAAAGAUGAGGCUGCAUGGAAGUGUUGCCGAAUUGGAUGCUGAGAUCGAGAAUCAUGUUUGAUUGAUGGGUUGGUCCAGCGAGAACGAUGACAGAUAAAUAGGGGGGAAUUAUGUUUGAGUAACCCUGAUUUAUAACAAAGCCAAAUCAGGAUUCACCUUAUAAGUUAUAACUUGACGAUGCAUUAGAUGGACUCACAUUUUUUUGAGAGAAAGCAAAGUAUAAUAUCAUUAGAAUAAUAAAAAAGCAUGUACAACCAGCUGCUGUACACAGGGAUUUUACAAA
Molecule: messenger RNA, 2106 nt
Organism: Nelumbo nucifera (sacred lotus)
Lineage: Eukaryota; Viridiplantae; Streptophyta; Magnoliopsida; Proteales; Nelumbonaceae
Product: Pentatricopeptide repeat (PPR) superfamily protein
Biological process (GO): RNA modification
Molecular function (GO): RNA binding; protein binding
Source: RefSeq, a predicted model, not a curated record